AACUACUGCAGGAACACCCAGCGACGAUGUCGAGACAAACAACGCCAUUGUGCUGGGCUACUUGGUGUGUUGGUUCUUGGGUGAGUUGUUGCAGCGUGAACCAGAGAAGCGCAUGGUGGCCCAUUUCCACGAGUGGCAGGCGGGUGUGGGUCUGGUACUACUGCGAACGCGUCAACUCAGAAUAGGAACCGUCUUCACCACCCACGCCACACUGCUGGGCCGGUACCUGUGUGCGGGUGCGGAGGACUUCUACAACAAACUGGAGCAUUUCGAUUGCGAAUACGAAGCAGGUGAGAGACAGAUCUACCACAGAUACUGUUUGGAACGGUCGGCCGCCCAUUCAGCACACGUGUUCACCACAGUCUCACACGUCACGGCAUUGGAAGCUGAGCACUUGUUGAAGCGAAAGCCAGACGUAAUCCUACCCAAUGGACUCAAUGUGGUCAAGUUCGCCGCACUGCACGAGUUCCAGAACCUGCACCAGAAGGCAAAGGAAAAGAUCCACAAAUUCAUCCGCGGACACUUCUACGGACAGCUAGACUUUGAUCUCAACAAGACCCUGUACUUCUUCCUGGCUGGAAGGUACGAGUUCACGAACAAAGGAUGCGAUCUGUACAUCGAGGGUUUGGCACGCCUCAACCACCGGCUCAAAGCGAGUGGGUCUGAUAAGACAGUGGUUGCCUUCAUAGUCAUGCCGGCACCUACGAACAACUACGGCGUCGAGGCUCUUAAAGGACAGGCUGUGCUGAAGAGUCUGGAGGAUACCAUCGAUGUGGUCGAGAAGGAUAUCCGCGGAAGGCUGUUCGAGUCUGCCGUAAGGUAG
Sphaeroforma arctica JP610 is the source of this 823-nucleotide messenger RNA. RefSeq lists its product as hypothetical. Gene Ontology annotation, molecular function: alpha-1,4-glucan glucosyltransferase (UDP-glucose donor) activity. The transcript has 4 exons. The record is from RefSeq and is a predicted model, not a curated record. Gene Ontology annotation, biological process: glycogen biosynthetic process. The coding region runs from base 113 to 823 and encodes 236 amino acids. NCBI's taxonomy places the organism in Eukaryota, Ichthyosporea, Ichthyophonida. Gene Ontology annotation, cellular component: cytoplasm.